AGAGGCAGACCGUAGAGCAGGGAGGGAGGCUGGUGGAGUCGGGUGUGUGUGUGACGCAGAGAUCUCCCACCCCCCAUCAUCAUCAUCAUAAUCAGCACCACGCUGGGUCGCUUCACCCCCAACAUAGGCACUUGGCGGACGACACACCAGCAGUAGCAGCAGCGAUGUCUUCGGAGAAAACAGGACUCCCUGAUGCCACUCCACACACCUCUCCUCCGCCCUACAACACCCCUUUGCAGCCACCCCCUCCACCCCAGGAUGCCCCCAUCCCUGGAUACAGUGACCUCCCCCCCACAACUGUGCAUUCGGGGACCGCCACCUUGCCCCGACUUGGAGGAGCGGCUACCCUUCCUCGCCCUCCUCCUACAUCGGCCACCUUGCCCCGGCCGCCCCGCCACCACUCAGCUACCCUUCCCCGACUUCCCCCGGAUCCCUACAUGCAGGAAACCCAGUUCAAUGGGGGGCCCCAGGGCUAUGUAGUGCAGACUCAUCCGCCGGUCGGGACUCUACCUCUCGGAGGCUAUAUGCACCCAGGAUACCCUGUCCAGUUGCAGCCCUGCACAGCUUACGUACCGGUCUACCCCGUUGGGGCGGAAUCUCAAGACAGCACACCCCAAGCAGUCUCCCAUCCAAGUACAGAUGGAUCCAGACCUGUUAGCUUCAACAAGCCAUACCCUCCGGGCAACCCUCCACCACCACCAGCUAUGUCCUCAACACAGAUGACCCCAGGCAUUGCUAUCCUGGAGCCACGGCGCCCGCCACAUGACUACCUUCCCAUUGCUGUCCUCACCACCAUCUGCUGCUUCUGGCCCACAGGCAUCAUUGCGAUAAUAAAGGCUGUGCAGGUGCGGACUGCGAUCGCUCGCGGCGACAUUGUCUCGGCAGAAAUCGCUUCCCGGGAGGCCCGCAACUUCUCCUUCAUCAGCUUGGCCGUGGGCAUCGCCGCCAUGGUUCUGUGCACUAUCCUCACCGUGGUGAUCAUCAUCGCUGCCCAGCAUCACGACAACGACUGGGACCCCUAGCGACCAACCCCAGCCUUCUGCCUACUCCUGUCCCCGGACAACUGGAGGCAGCCACCCUCAAAACCCCUGGCAACCAUCACUCCCAAAGAUGGGUCCCUGGGAACUGUACUCCCCUGCGGGCGUUCCCCGCCGUCUUCUCCCCUGCCAGCAACACGUGAAAUGCUUGGCAACAGCGUUCCCUCCCACAGUCCCCGGCUCUUGUUGGCCUCGUUCUUGGCACCUACUCAGCAGAUGACUUCCAGAGGAUGAUAACUCAAGACAGAAUGCUGAUAAACCCUGGGCUCCUUGAAACAUCUUUUCUCUCCUGCCAGUUCUUUCCCAGAAACCCUUCGUUGUCGGUCCUUCCUUUCCAAGGAGUAGGCUCCACAUUCUGCAUCCAUGGCAACAACCAUCUUCUUCCUGCUGCCUUUGCAUGCAUGAUGCUGCCUGCAACACACCUCCAGUGUCUUGGUUAAAAUGUCCUACCCCCUUUCCUUCAGUAGCCUCUAAGAUACCUCCCCCUAGCACUUUACAAAUGCUAUGGUUCCUCUUCAACUUUUUCUCUCCUCCUGAGUUAGAAACCACCACCACCCUUCAGUGUGGGUGGAGCUACUCAGUAUUUAAGGGGAAGAGAUGACAGAAGUCUCUCUUCCUCCCCUUAUUUUAUUUUUCACACCCAAAUCCCCACUCCUUUGGCACUAUAUAUUAUUGCCUUGCUCUCUUUUCGUUUUCUUCCAUUUGAGGUGUGGAAAAGGCACAAUUGCUUAUCAAACCUGUUGAUUCCUAACCCUUCCUUGAAUAUUUGAGCACCGUUGAAAUAACUAUGUGAAAGAAGGCCUAUACUUCCCCUUACCUGUUCUGAGAUGCUCCGUUUUCUAUUAACUUUUACCAGGUUUCAUUAGGAUCUCUUUGAGAAAGAGCACUCUAUUCUCUUAUUGUUUAUGGCACUUCCCUCUCCGUACCCUUCAUACCAUUUCACACUGUUCUUCCUUUAUAAACAUUUUCCCCUCGUCUUCCUGCAGUGGGGGAAGGCGAAACUUUAUUCAAAGCCUUGUCUUUAUUGUAAUUCCUUCCUACAAUCUUCAAAAUGCUUGAAGUAGUUGCCAAUAUACCUGUAUCGCAUCUCAAUUGCAAAGUAGGGUAGGUUUGGGCAGCCAAGCGCCUUCGUCUCUCCCGACGCUUGGAUUGCUUCGCACAGAACUACAAGUACACUCCAGAUAUAUCACUUGAAGGAAAAUGGAUUGGGGGGGGG
Messenger RNA from Pogona vitticeps (central bearded dragon), 2253 nucleotides. It is a transcript of the gene PRRT1, whose product is annotated as proline rich transmembrane protein 1. Lineage: Eukaryota; Metazoa; Chordata; Lepidosauria; Squamata; Agamidae. Gene Ontology annotation, cellular component: membrane. The record is from RefSeq and is a predicted model, not a curated record.